CUUUCACAGCCACCCCUCUCUCUCUCUCUCUCUCUCUUUUACUGUGACAUGCCUAGCUGCUUCUGCUCUUCGUCGUAAUUAUCAAUCAAUCAAAUCCUAAACUAGCUAGGUUGAAGAAGACGACGGGCCUUUUAAUUAUUUCGAAUGCAUGUCGUCGUGCUAGCUAUAAUUAUUAAUGAACCAUGUAAUUUUCUUUUUUGUAAAGUUUUCUACUGCCGUGCCAAUCGGGGUUGUAUUUUCCGGGAAAAUAACGCCCCAGAUUUCCCUUUUUUCCUUUUCUCGUGGAUUAAAGAAAACGAAUUAUGGGAUCUGAUGCACAGUAGUCAUGUAUUUAUAUCCCAGGAACCAGAUAGAAACUGCAAAGUACUGAAAGCUGAAGAUAGCUCUUACCUUCACACUUCGAUCGGGGGAAUUAUUCCGGCGGCGGCGGCUCUGACGACUUUCCGGUGAGGGUUUGCGAUCGCUUCCGCGUUGAGCCAACAUGAAGAGGACCGCGGUAUGAGGGACGGUAGUCUGCGAUCAUGUCCGUCUCCUGUUCCGACUGCUUCUCCGACCUACUCUGCGGCGAGGACUCCGGAGACUUGUUCGGGGACCUGCCGGAAUAUUCUUCCACCUCCGACCUCGACACUUCGGCCGACGCCGAGGAAUCGAUCGCCGGAUUCAUAGAAGGCGAGAGCAACUACGUGCCGGGAAUUGACUACAUCGAGAGGUUUCAGUCUCAGUCAUUGGAUGCAUCGGCUCGCGCGGAGUCUGUUGCAUGGAUUCUCAAGGUCCAAGCUUACUACGGUUUCCAGCCUCUAACGGCGUAUCUCUCCGUCAACUAUUUAGAUCGUUUCCUGUAUUCCCGUCGGCUGCCGCUAACAGAUGGCUGGCCAUUGCAGCUCCUCUCGGUUGCUUGCUUGUCGCUAGCGGCCAAGAUGGAGGAACCACUGGUUCCUUCUCUGUUGGACCUCCAGGUGGAAGGUGUAAAAUAUAUUUUUGAACCAAGAACAAUCCGAAGAAUGGAGCUUCUUGUACUGGGCGUUCUGGAUUGGAGGCUGCGAUCCAUUACACCGUUCAGUUUCAUCAGCUACUUUGCUUCCAAGCUCGAUUCCACAGGAGCUUAUGCUGGAUUUCUGAUUUCAAAAGCCACACAGAUUAUCCUGGCCAACAUUCAAGAGGCUAGUUUCCUGGAGUACUGGCCGUCAUGUAUAGCAGCGGCAACCAUCGUCUGCGCAGCGCAUUACAUUCCAAGCUUCUCUCUGCUCAGCCCAGCACACGCAGAAUCAUGGUGCGAAGGCCUCAGUAAAGAGAAAAUAAUCAGCUGCUACGAGUUAAUGCAACAAAUCAAAGCGGUUGAUAUUGAUCACAGGCCAGUGAGGAAGCCUCCAAAAGUGCUGCCCCAGCUGCGAGUCAUGACUUGGGCCAAGGUCGGGCCGGGUCAUGAUUCUUCUUCUUCUUCAUCUUCAUCCUCUUCUUCUUCUUCUUUUUCUUCGUCAUCCUCCUCGUCAUCUUGCAAGAGGAGGAAAUUAAAUAGCAGCUCGAGGGCAGAUGAUGACAAAGGAAGCUCUGAUUGAGGGGGGGGAGCAGAAUAAUGGGGGUGGAUAGAAAAUGAAGGAAAGUGGUGGUCUUGUCUAGAAUCCUCAGUAUUUUUAAGAGAGGGGGUUUCAGAAGAAAGAGAAAAAUAUUGACUCGGGUGCUUCUGUAGAUUAUUAGCACAUAUAUAUAUAUAUACUAUAAGUUUUGAAGAUUGAUUAAUUUUUUGCUUUCUUGGCGGGUGGGGGAAGGUGGGUUCUCCCAUUCAUCACUGGCGUUGCAGAUUCCCAAGGGAAGGGGAUCCCAUAGAUCUAUAUAUAUAUAUAUAAUUUUCCAGUGAGAUGGAAAGAGUGGGAAAGUGGGGGAUUAAAUUCAAAAGGCAGCAAUGGAUGAUUAUUAUUGAAUGAAAGGAGUAGAUGUAGAUGGCGGGGGCCAUCGCAGAAGUGGCAGGAGGGUCUCCAUGGGACUGAUGACUGAUGAACAUUGGAGUUGGAUCUGCCUUCAAUGCCCAUGGAUGUAAGUCAAGCUUCCUUCCCCAUCUCCAACUGAUCGAUCUUCCAUAUUAAUUACCCUAAACCUAAUGUCUCAAUUAGAGUGAAAGCUCCAUCUCCAUGGUCCAUCACCCCUUAUCUUGAAAAAAUUUCCCCCUUUUCACCUCUAUGAGUGCUGUGUGUGUGUGGCUUUUUUGGCGGGAUUGACCUUCUUGUAUUAAUUGAUCACGCACGUGUGAUGGUCACACGUGUGAUCUUUUUUUUUUUCUUUUUCGGGCACAAAUUUGGCCUGACCAUACGAAGGGGUCUUUGGGGCCUUUUCUUUUUUUUUGCUUUUCUCAAGGCGUGUUGUAUUUGGAUUCAACCACCAAUGCAAAGUUAUAUAUAUAUAAUAUAUUAUGUGUA
This is a messenger RNA of Diospyros lotus (date-plum), 2411 nucleotides long. RefSeq names its product cyclin-D1-1-like. The transcript is spliced from 6 exons. NCBI's taxonomy places the organism in Eukaryota, Viridiplantae, Streptophyta, Magnoliopsida, Ericales, Ebenaceae. The record is from RefSeq and is a predicted model, not a curated record. Gene Ontology annotation, cellular component: nucleus; cyclin-dependent protein kinase holoenzyme complex; cytoplasm. Gene Ontology annotation, biological process: regulation of cyclin-dependent protein serine/threonine kinase activity; mitotic cell cycle phase transition. Gene Ontology annotation, molecular function: cyclin-dependent protein serine/threonine kinase regulator activity. The coding region runs from base 522 to 1556 and encodes 344 amino acids.